GAAAAAACUGUGGCCGAAUCAUUGAGUAGUCAAUAUAAAGCCAGGCAAAAUGUCAAGAUGAGGAUGUGAAUUACGAAUAUGACUAGUUUUUAACAUCUAUUCGUUGAUUUUAGAGAGUUCUUAUACUAAUACUUCCAGAAAUCAUGGAUGACAAUGAGUUCAGUACAAGCAUGGAUUCUGAAAGUGAAGAUGACGGAAUCUCGCAGGACGGUAUGGAACCUUGUAUCCCAGAAGAUGGAUUUUCGACAGUAAGGAACACUGCUCAUCAGUUUGAUGAUGAUGGAGAGAACGGAAGAAUCGUCCAAGGAACUGAGGAGGAGGAGGAGGAGCUAGAGGAAGAAGAAGAGAUGGAUUAUACAUCAGGGAACGAAUACCAAGAAGAUGUUGGUGAAAAAUCUGCAAGGGAAGGAGACAUGUUUUACAGUUGCCAUGAAGACUUCCAUCAAAUGAGUGGAUUUUCAGAGUCAGGAGGCAAAGGGGUAGAAGGAGGGGGUCCCCGUAGCCCGGCUGGCUCUCCACCUGAAAGCCCUGGGACUGCGCAGAGUGGGAGUGAAGCAGCAGAGUUUGACUAUGCUACUCCCUCAGAGACUGAGUCCUCUGUCAGGUUACAGAGCGAAAGACUAGAGCGAGAAGGAGAGGAGGAGAGUAGCGGGGUAGAACUUGCAACACCGGCCAGUCCAAUGACAAGUACGGCAGAGAGCGCGGAUGAAAGUGAACCUUUAAUGACACAAGACAGCGAGGGAGUGGAGUUUUCAGAGAGUAGAGACGAGGAGUCUGACAUGUUUGAUAGGGGAGGAGACGAUGAAGCGCCCACUUCCAGUGCUGAUGUUGCCGAAUCAAGCGAGGAGCUUGAUGAAACAGUGAAAUCACCGACUGUGCCUUGCUAUGGGCAGGAAGAUUAUUCUUAUGAUCAAAGGACAGGAGUUAGUACAUCUUCUGGUGCAGAACAAUCUGCUCAAGAACUUCAAGAUGAAGAACAAUCUGCUCAAGAACUUCAAGAUGAAGAACAAUCUGCUCAAGAACUUCAAGAUGAAGAACAAUCUUUUCAAGAACAUCAAGAUGAAGAAGCAGAAGAGAAAUACCGAGAUGGAGAGCAAAUAUUCCAAGAAGGAGAUGAUGAUAGUAGUAGGUUAUCAAAACUUUCAGGUGAUGAAGAAGAUGGUAAUGAUAACAAGCGAGGUGACCAAAGUACUGAGGAUAUUGAUUUAAGAACUCAGAAGGAGGAUGAUAGACUUCAGCCUGAUCAAGAUGAUCAUGAGCAAGAAGUGCAUAAAGAUCACCAUAGAGGUGAUGCUUAUGAGGAUGAUGAUGACCAUUUAGAUUUGACAGUGCCAACAGAGCCUUUAAAAACAUCCCGAAAGUACCGUGAGCGUUCAGCUGCAGCAGUGGUUGAAGUGCAUCAUAUAGAGGAUCAUGGUGAUGAGCUGGACUUUGAGGAAGAUGUCGAUGACCAUGCACAACCUUAUCACCAGGAACCUUUGGGGGAGCAAGCAGAUGAAGAGGAGGAGGAGGACGAGGACGAGGAAAAGAAAGAUUCUGUGGUUGAGGAGGAAAAGGUGGACGAUCAGCAAGAGGAAGAUGCAGGGCUUGUGGAAUCUGAAGGUGAUGGAGAGUUGAAAGAUGACGAUGAUGGUGAAUGUCAAGAGGAAGACGAAGGAGAAGAUGGAGAAUUAGAUGAUGAUGACAUGGAAGAAGGAGAGGUCAAAGACCCGGUGGAGAAGAAGAAACCGGACGUUCGUCCUACAUGUCGAUUCUACACCAGAGGGCAAUGCUUUUGGGGGAAUAACUGUCGCUUCAUACACCCGGGCAUCAAUGAUAAGGGCAACUACUCAUUAAUUGACAGGAGAGAGCUUCACAAUGCCCAGGCCGUGUUACUAGGGCAGCCCCUUGAGCCCCCCUCACCCCCUCCUAAGGAAGACCUGCCUCCCCCUCCUCCUGAGGAAGAAGAAGAGUUCCUUCCCCCACCACCGGAGGAGCCACGCCCUGAGAGUGCCUGGGAGAGGGGUCUUAGACACGCCAGAGAGCUUCGUAAGAAGGCCAUGGAGCUGAAAGAAAAGGGUGUUCUUCCUGAAGAACAGAAGACCAUAGGGGACAUGAUUGAUGAAGAAAACGACUUUGACAAAGAGAAUGAAUUCUUCCCAGAAAAAGGCGAUAAUGAUGACGCUUCCAUGCAAGGUGAUGUAUACCCCCCAGAGCAAUACCCCUAUCCAAUGCCCCCUGAACACUAUGAGAGGAACUUCAACUUUAGGGAGCAACAACCCUCCCCUCCCAGACAGGUCUACAGAGUUCAACAAGAUUUCAAUGACCCUAGAAGGAGGAUGAUGAACCAGGGUAGACAACGCAACGACUGGCAGCAGAACAACUUCAACCGCAACCGCCAGCAACAGUUCCGAGGCCAGCGUCCUCCACAGCAGCAGCAGCAGCAGCAGCCGCCCUUCCGUCGCGGGCGAAGUCCAGGAGGCCUUGCGGACAAGCGUCGCGAUGAGCGUCCUGGGGCCAUGAGGAACUUGCCCCGAAGAGACAAGCCAGGGAUCAAGGCGGGAGAUGGUGGUCCCACGGCUGGGAAGGCUGGUAAGGACAAAGCACCAGAUUCUUGGCAGGAUCCUUGGGCAAGGACCAAGUCACCUGGAAAGAAAGGCAGAUCAACAGUUGGAGGUGGGCGUCGCCCAAGAUCAAGAUCAAACUCGUCAGCAUCGUAUAGCGACAGAUCAUACUCGUCUCGAUCCAGAUCCAGGUCAGAUUCCCGGUCCAGGUCCCGCUCGUUCUCCUCCCGCAGCAGAAGCUCCUCCAGGAGCUCUUACAGUGGCUCCUCCCGGUCAAGGUCAAGGUCCAAGUCUCCUGGCUCCCAGUCCUAUUCUAGCUUCUCUUCACGCAGCAGGAGCAGGUCACCACCAGCUAAACUCAAGGGAAGGUUAGGGGCGAAGCCGGUAGCGAAGCCAGGGGCAGCGCAGCCUAUAGCCAAACCAGGGGCAAAGCCUGCUGUGAAGUCUACCGCUAAACCAGUACCAUCAUCCAAACCAGCACAAUCCCAGCAGCAGAGAGGUCAGGCCCCAUCCCAGGGACGACCGCCUGGUUCCAGACCAACGGCUGGACGUCCAGUGGUAGCCAAGCAAUCUGUUGGAAGGCCUCCUGGUGCGCAGCCAUCAGCCAGGAAACCUGUGGGUCCUGGUGCACCUCAACCCAAGACUUCCCCGACCAAGAUGUCUGAUAAACAGCCACCAAUGAAGGGCAAAUCAGCUUUCCCAAAGCCAGUGCCAAUGAACCGUAGAUCGCGCUCCAGAUCCAGAUCAGAGAGUCUAAGCAGCAUCAGCAGUCGAUCUAGCUAUAGUAGCUAUAGUCGGUCCAGGUCUCGCUCCCGCUCUCGGAGCUACUCCGGCUCCUCCUCAUCUUCUCGCUCCUGUUCCAGAUCUAGGUCUAGGUCCAUGACCAGGUCUAGACCAGGAGCGCCAAGGCAAGGACAACCUCGGCCUGGACAACCUCGGCCUGGACAAACUCGGCCUGGACAACCUCGACCUGGACAACCUCGGCCAGGACAAGUUAGGCCAGGACAACCCAGACCAGGACACCCUAGACCGGGACCAGAUAGAUCAGGACCACCUCGAUCAGGACAAGCUAGGCCAGAAACGGCCAGGCAAGCACCAUCUAGGCCAGGGGCUCCUAGGCCAGGAGCUCCUAGGUCAGCAGCUACUAGGCCAGCAGGAGACAGGUCAGGAACUGGACUAGCUGCAGGAAGACCACCACCACGCCGCUCAAGGUCCUUCUCGCAUUCCCGGUCCCGCUCAAGAAGCAGUUCUGUCAGCAGCAGGUCAUCUGUGUCUAGUGCAGAUUCUGAGAACAUGUAUGCCAAUCUCGCUAGCCCAGUAUCAUCUGCUAGUUCCACAGAGAUGCCUCCAGCCCAGAAGCGUGGAACCAAAGGUACUAAAGGGCCUUCCAAACCAUCGUCAGCUGUAUCCUCCUCUAUUAAACCCAGAGCUCCUCUAAUAAAGCAAGACAAGAUGGCUAAACCUACGUCCAAACCUUCUGCUCAACCGAUCCGCCCAGCAGUAUCCAAGAAGGUUACCAAGGUACCCGUUGGUAAACCUCCCCCUGAUAGAUCAGCAGCAGCAACAGGAAAGGUGCAGCCCAGAGGUGGACCUGUAGGCAAGUCUCUGUCAAAGUCAUCUUCAGGAGAGCGUCCCAGCAGUAGCACCAAGGUACAGGCGGCUCAGAGACCCAGCAGCACUACCACGCAGCAGCCAAAGGCAAAACCCUCAAAGGGGACAGAAGGAAAGACUGGAGCAAAGCCAUCAGAACAGAAGAUGAAAGAACGUGGACCUCCUGUGGCUAGCUCUAGCACCAGUCGACCGAGCUCCUCUAAUCAGCAGGGCAUUCUAAAGCAUGCUGCUCGUAAAGAGAUCAAACUCAACCUGAUAAGCAAGCCUACUACAGAAGAAAGCAAGAAACGUCCAGGAGAGCCGUCAAGCAAUACAAGACCAGAGAAGAAAUCUAAGAUAGCACCUGAGAGAGAUCACAAGGUAGGAUCGUCCACUGUCAAGCAGCAGGCGACGUCCUCCACCGACGUCAAGCAAGCCUCUUCCAAGGUGAGCAGCUCCGAUCGCAAACGAGCGACGUCCCCACCGUCCUCCAAGUCCCAGCCGGCGUCGAAGGUCUCCAAACCCGCCCUCAAACCCGCCCUAAAGCCUGCCCCCAAGCCGGCCCUCAAACCCGCCCCCAAGCCCGCCGCCGCCCCCAAGAAAGAAUCCAUCUCCAGGAGAGAGGAGAUCCUGAAGCAACUCCAGGCUGUCGAAGACCUGAUCAGGAAGAAGAAAGCCAAGAUGAAGUGAAGCUCAUUCUCUCUCUCUCUCUCUCUCUCUCUCCCUCCCUCCCUCUCUCCCUCUCUCUCUCUCUCUCUUGUUCUAUUUCUCUCUGCUGUUGUUUCUGUGUUCGAUUUCGAUCAUCUUCAUUACACCCCUACAUGGAGGAUUCUGAAUGCGUCACACAGCUCUCAACAGUCGUCAUUCAUCUUGAAAACAUUUUCAAUGUGCAAAGCUAAUUGGACUUGGUGAGAUGCAAGAGAAGACAAAAAAAGUGCAUCACUAAAUAGAGAUGUUGAAUUCAAUCACAUAUUUUCUCUGGUUGUAUACACGUAGCUUGCAUAUCGCAUCAAGUAUUUAAGAACAUUACACAACUAUUGUUUGAGCAUGUUGAUGUGUGUAUCCAUAAGUUAAGGUUAUCAAAUCCUCCCUCUGCAACUAAAUUUGUAGGACUGUCCGCUCUUGGAGCAGGUCGUGUCUCGUGCGUUGCUAGACUCUUAGUUCGAUUGGCAAUAUGGAGCCUGUCAUUUUGAAUACAUAAUUGUGUUUUGAUACUGCGCUUAAUAAGUUCCUCGUCCUUGUUUCUCUUUUGCUGCAUUUGUAUAACAUGCCAAGCUAAGGACAAUACACCAUUUACAUAAGACAUAAGAUUUACAAUGACCUUUAGCAUUGGUAUAUUGAUGGGAUUAAGGUUUAAAUUGAAGCUAGGUUUUGUGUGUUCUAUACAAAUAUAAGUACAUGAGGUAAAAUAUUUCUUUUCCCUUCUAUAUUUGUUUGUGUGUUAAUUUGGCUUUGCUAUUACAUAAUAUGUACUGUGUCUUGUUUAGUAGCAUAAUCAGAUUUCUAUUUCAAUGCCUCAAAUUUGAUUAAUGUUACAAUACUUAUUUAAAUUUAUGUGCUCCCCUACUUAUUGUAUACUUUGUAAUUUUUGUUAUAGGCAUAAGUAAGCAGAGUUCAUGAAUCCCCAUGCAGAUUUUAAAUUUGCCAUAUGUGUAAAUUUUGUAGGGAAAGGGGGACCUUGCCUUACAUUACCGUAAGUUGGGAAAGGGGGGGGGGGUGCAGGGGCGGCAAAGAGCAGUGUAACUCUGGAAAUUUCUACAAUAAAUGUUUUUAUUGAGAAAAAAAAGGAAAAUCAUGAAUAUCACUGUAAGGAAAUAUAUCUUUUACCAAAGCCAAUCCUUCCUCCCCCCCCCCAAAAAAAAUGCUUAAACAGAAAGGUAUUUUAUAUCCAUAGUUGGGUUGUGGAAUAGCCAUGUUGCUGUUUUUUUUAAUGACUGGCAUGAAAAGUUACAGCAUCAGAUCGAAGCUCUAUUGGAAGUGGCAUAUUGCUUUGACUUUGUGUCA
Molecule: messenger RNA, 6137 nt
Organism: Strongylocentrotus purpuratus (purple sea urchin)
Lineage: Eukaryota; Metazoa; Echinodermata; Echinoidea; Camarodonta; Strongylocentrotidae
Product: zinc finger CCCH domain-containing protein 18
Exons: 14
Coding region: 144-4823 (1559 amino acids)
Molecular function (GO): metal ion binding
Source: RefSeq, a predicted model, not a curated record